Saprolegnia parasitica CBS 223.65 is the source of this 4473-nucleotide messenger RNA. RefSeq lists its product as hypothetical. Gene Ontology annotation, molecular function: protein-membrane adaptor activity; protein binding. The transcript is spliced from 6 exons. The record is from RefSeq and is a predicted model, not a curated record. Gene Ontology annotation, biological process: nucleus-vacuole junction assembly. Lineage: Eukaryota; Oomycota; Saprolegniomycetes; Saprolegniales; Saprolegniaceae. Bases 1 to 4473 code for a protein of 1490 amino acids.
AUGAGCCACCGCUUGUCCCAAGCGGCACGACACACGCAGGAGCUGCUCCAAGACCUCGAGCGCGACAAGGAGCUCGAUGUGAUCCGCGUGUACCUCACGCGCCUGAAUUUGUUUCCGCGGCAGCGCGAUCCCAAGGCCGCCCCCAUUCGCAGCGAAGAGCUCCGGGACCUCGCCAAGCACUGGAAGCUCCAUCGGCAGCGCAACUUUUGGAAAAACCACACGACCAAAGAAGACCUCGUGCGCACCUUGUACAAGCACAUCAACACAAAAGUGCUGCCGAACGAGAAGACGCCGCUCCAGCCCGAACCGCCCAUGAGCCCGACGCCGCCGUUGAUGGCCCCCGUGGCGCCGGCGCCGACGCGACCGUACAGCGCGGGGGCCACCGAGAGUCCCGUGAAGCGCCGCAUCUCGCGCUUCAACACGGUGCCCGAUGCGCAUAAAGGCGUUCGCGUCGACCAGGCGCUCGACCCGUACGGCGGUGAUCUCUUUGGCCAGCGCGGCGACUACAACAGCGGCAUGAUCUACGUCUCGCGGCUCGCCAAGCCCGAGAAGCCGUCGGCUGUCGAGGCCGAGCUGCAGAAUCUGCUCGACCAGAACAAACCGGCGACGUUCGCACCCGAGAUGGAGACAUUGGACGAGGACGCCGUGCGGCGUGAGAGGCGCUUGAUGGCCGAGUGCGCGUGCAGUCUCUACCAGCUCACGCUGGAGCCGGGGCACGAGAAUAGCAUCGUGCUCGAGGGGUGCGUUCCUGCGAUUGUCCAGUUGUGCAACUACGACGACUUGGAUGUCAAGAAAUUCUGCUCGGCGACGAUUGUCAACGUCUCGGUGGACCCUAACCUCUGCCCGCGCAUGAUUGAAGAGGGCGUUUUGGGUGGCCUCAUGGAGCUCGCCAAGGUGCAACAAGAAGAUAUUCGCCGGAACGCUGCCAUCGGCAUUUGUCGCAUCUCAUAUGAGCGCCAAGGCCAGCACCGACUCAUCCAAGAAGGGUCGGUUCCCGCGCUCAUCUCGAUGCUCAACAACACGGACUUUGAGACCAAGGAGGCGUGUGUCAAGACGCUCGUCAACAUUGCGUCGUUCUCUGGAGGCAACGUCUCCGAGUCGGUCAUUUCGACGGUCAUUCGCAUCGCGGCCAAGAAGGACGCGGCGUACGACCGCUUCAUCGUUGAAACCAUCUGCAACCUCUCGCUGCUCACGGGCUCGCGCAUGAAGGCGCCGGACGAUGGCAUCCUCGAUCCAAUUCCGUCGAUUACGCAGUCGUGCCACGACUCACGCGUCCAAACCAUGAUCGCGAUGGCACUGAGCAACUUCUCGGGCAUCGACACCAACCACCACUUGCUCGCGACGCCGUCGCUCCUGCUGGCCCUCGACACGCUGCUGUCGCGCGACGACGACACGAUCAUCGAGAUGGCAACGACUGCGAUCGCCAAUCUCUCGACGACCCGCGACGCCAUCGCCAUGCUGGCCGAGAGUCCGUUGCCGUUGCGGCUCAUUACUACAGGGUACAACCCGGGGCGCGCCAUCCAAGAAAACGUGUCGCUUGCGAUCGCCAACAUGGCCCUCAGCGACGAAGCGCAUCGGCUGCUGCUCAUGCGUCAUGGGCUCGUCCCGCUCCUCAUGCAGCUCUUCACGGAGAGUUCGAUUCAGACGCGCUACAAUGCGAUGGUGGCGCUGUGCACGCUCAUGCAGCACGAGUCGUCGCGCGCCGAGAUCAUCGCGCGCGACGUGAUUCACUACGUCAUUGCGCUCGGGACCACGGGCGACCACAAGCUCCGCGAGCUCUGCGCGAUCGGCCUCUUCAACUUUAGCUGCUACGAAGACUUUGCGCCUUACGCGCUCUUGCCCGACGUCCUCGACCCGAUGAUCAUGCUCUUUACGUCCUCGAAUCUACCGGUCGCCCCGAAGGAAGAGAAGGACCCGACGAUUGCGCUGAGCUUCAUCCAGGAACAGUGCCUGCACUUCUUCUACAACCUCUCGUUUAACCCGAGCAGCCGGCCCGUGCUCGUACAAGCAACGUGCGUCGCGGCGUGCGUCGCGGUCUUCCGUAAGGUCGCAAAGACGCCGGAGCUCAACACGCGCGUCGCUGCCAUGCUCGCCAACCUCUCGUUCUGUACGGACGCGCAUGCUCAGAUGCUUCAAGACGACGUGCUGAAGCUCCUUCGACGCCUCUCGGCCUCGUCGGCAGCGACCAAGGACUUGCAGCUCGCGAGUGCCGCAGCGCUUUGCAAUCUCGCGGUUCCGGGCCUCGUUCACUCGGGCCAAGCGAUUUUGAACCUGCUCAUCGACCUCUCGCACACACCGCAUGCCGACAUUGCACUUGUGUGCUCGCUGGCCUACUCCAAGUUGGCGGCCGACGCGUCAUUGCGCGAGGCGCUCACCAAGUGCGUUGAGCUGCCGCCGACAUUGGUGGUCAUGAUGCGCUCGGGCAUCGAGGAGAUCCAGAUCCACUGCGCCGCGGCGCUCUGCGGCAUGGCCUGCGAGCGCGGCGCCAAAACCAACAAGCACAUGUGGAAGGAAGGCACGGUCUCGGACUUUAUCGUCAACUCGCUCUUGCGCAUCAAUAGCGACUCGACCAAGGUCGUGUGCGCCAAAGUGCUCUUCAACGUCCUCACGCACGACGACUGCCGCCUCGCGAUGAUCAAAGACGGCGUCUUGUAUGCGCUCAUCAAGCUCGCGCGCCUCGAGAGCCUCGAGAUUCGCAUUUUGUGCGUCACGGCGCUCUACAACCUCUCUUGCGACGCGACUAUGGUGCCGUCGCUCAUGGAAGCCAACCCGGCGAAGCUCUCGGCGUGCCUCACCAAUAUGGCGCUCGCGCCCGGCAUGGAGGUUAAACUCAUGGAAGGUGGCGUCCUCAACGCGAUCCUAGCGCUCUGCGAGCAUAGCGACAGCGACUGCAUGCGCUACGGCGCGUCCGUACUCUGCUCUGUCUCGAUGUCGCCUGCGAAUUGCGACGGCCUCGCCUCGAGCGCGGCCUUAGACGUCCUCAAGCGCAUGGUGCGCUCGAAAGACCCACCGAUGGUGCUCUUCGCCACCAACGCGCUCUGCAACGUCGCCUGUGUGAGCCAUCUCCACGACAAAAUCGAGGAAGCCGAGCUCAUUGGCGCGAUGCUCCACGUCGUGGGCGAUGCCAACGAAGACGAAGGGAUCAUUCUCACGUGCGCCAAGUUUCUCUGCAACCUGACGCAACAGCCCAAGCACCGACAUGCGCUCAUGAAGCACCACUUCAUCCGCACGUUCCUUCGCGUCUUUGGGAACCGCCCGCUCUACACGAGCGUCGCGGACGUCGUCGCACGUAUUGUGUGCACGCUCUCGGAAGCGCCGUCGCUGUUGGAUGCGAUGGUGGGGGAAGGCGCGGUGCAGCUCCUGCGCAUGGCGACGAUCGACGCGAGCCCGUCGACGAUCGAAUACUGCGUCGUGUCGCUCCUUCGGCUCUCCCGUGGCGGCCAUAGCGGCACGCGCAUUCUCGACGACGGCCUCUUUGACGUUUUGUGCGCCGCGAUCCCCAUCGGCGCGAAAACGCCGGCCGCCGAGACGACGGAGCGCUGCUCAAUGAUUCUGCGCACGCUCUCGACGUACGCCAUGUGCAUUCCGCAAAUGCUCCAAGACAAGCGAUUGCACCUGCUUAUCCACGCGCUCGCGUCGCCCGGCGACAAGGAGACCACUCAAAACUGCGUCAUGCUCCUCCACAACUUGACGGCGGCCCGCGACCACUCGUUUCAGAAGACCGUGCGCGUCUCGGGCGUGAUCCCGCUCUUGAUCCGCCUCGCACGGCUCAGCGCCCACGAAGAGGUGCGGAUUUGUGCCGUCGCGCUCGCGCACAUCAACUGCGAGCUCUCGGAAGCCGACCGGAACGAGAUCGAGGCGUACGAGCCCGGACUUGUCACCACCAUGAUCUCAAUGCUCGAUAUGGACCCGCCGGCGAUGCAGCGCGCCGAGAAGGUCGCGACGACGAUGCCGCCGCUGCUGCAGUGGGCACCCAAGGAGACCGAGUGGGUCUUUCUAUCGGGCGAGAACAACAAGGUGAGUCUCUUGCCGCAGACGAUUCCGGUGGCGUGGACGCUGCGGGACGACCCUGUCGACGCUGCGACGCUCGUGCCGCACGAGCCGAGUCGCUAUCUGAGUUGCCUGCCGCCGCAGCACUGCGAAUUUACAUCCGUGCUCAAGGAUGCCUUGUUCGGGUCGUUCCAGAUUUUGCAGGUGAGCCGUCAGAAGAGCCGCCUCAAAGCACCGACGCGCCUCGCCCACAUGACGCUGGGCUCGGUCUUGCGCGCGGUCGACGGUGCUGCGCUAACGCCGGCGACCGAGAUCAAACCAAAGAUGCCGAAAGAGGAGAGUCCCCGCAAGCCUACGAUUGCCACGACCAAGAAGCCGAGCCAUCGCAGCACCAAGGCGACCAAGUCAAGCUCCCGCAACCUUGGUAGCAUGGGUCUUAGCAGCAAAAACGCCGUGGCGGAGUGCCUUCCGCCUAUUCUAUGA